AUGGCAGAGGGGGAUGUUGAGGCCCAGCUUCAGUCACUCAGGGCCCUGUGCCAGGAGAGCCUCUUGUUUUCUCUAGGGCCCCUCCCCAAACCCACCCUCUGGGCCGAGCCAGGCCCUGUCAUCCCCCAGGGGAGCCCUGUGACCAUCUCCUGUCAGGGGUCCCCAGGGGCUGAGGAGUACCGUCUGGAUAAAGAGGGAAGCCCAGCACCAUGGAAAAGAGAGAAGCCACUGAAUACUGGAGACAAGGUGAUGUUCUCCAUCACACACAUGACAGAGCAUGAUGUUGGGAUAUUUCACUGCUACUAUCUCAGCGCUGAUGGCUGGUCAGAGUACAGUGACCCCCUGGAGUUGGUGGUGACAGGAUUGUAUAUCAAACCCAGCCUCUCAGCCCUGCCUAGCCCUGUCGUGACCUCAGGAGGGAACGUGACCCUCCAAUGUGGCUCAGUGUAUAGAUAUCGCAGGUUCCUUCUGACUAAAGAAGGAGAUCAGAGACUCUCCUGGUUCCUGGACUCACAGACACAGCCCAGUGGGCAGUACCAGGCCCUCUUCCCGGUGGGGCCCUUGACCGCAAGCCACAGGUGGAUUUUCAGAUGCUAUGGCUGCUACUACAACGACAAGCCCCUAGUGUGUUCACACCCCAGUGAUGCCUUAGGGCUCCUGGUCUCAGGUGAGUCUGGGAAGCCCUCCCUCCUGAGCCAGAAGGGCCCCAUCGUGGCCUCUGGACAGAGCCUGACCCUCCAGUGUCGCUCUGAUGUCGGCUAUGACAGAUUCGCUCUGCACAAGGAGGGGGGACGGGACCUCCCCCAGAGCCUUGUCCUGCAGCCCCAGGCUGGGCUCUCUCAGGCCCACUUCCCCCUGGGCACUGUGAGCAGCUCCCACGGGGGCCGGUACAGAUGCUACGGUGGAUACAACCUGUCCUCUGAGUGGUCGGCCCCCAGUGACCCCCUGGACAUCCUGGUGGCAGGACAGCUGUCUGACACACCCUCCCUCUCAGUGCAGCCAAGCCCCAGGGUGGCCUCAGGAGAGAAUGUGACCCUGCUGUGUCAGUCACAGAGCCAGAGGGACACGUUCCUUCUGGCCAAGGAGGGGGCAACCGAUCCCCCCUCUCGUCUUCGAUCAGAGCUUCGAGCUCAGCAGUUCCAGGCAGAGUUCUCCAUGAGCCCUGUGACCUCAGCCCAAUGGGGCACCUACAGGUGCUACAGCUCAAGCAGCACCUCACCCUUCCUGCUGUCACUCCCCAGUGAGCCCCUGGAGCUUCUGGUCUCAGGUGAGGUCCCCUGA
Eptesicus fuscus (big brown bat) is the source of this 1281-nucleotide messenger RNA. Its product is annotated as leukocyte immunoglobulin-like receptor subfamily A member 6. Gene Ontology annotation, biological process: cytokine-mediated signaling pathway. Gene Ontology annotation, molecular function: inhibitory MHC class I receptor activity. Bases 1 to 1281 code for a protein of 426 amino acids. The transcript has 6 exons. Lineage: Eukaryota; Metazoa; Chordata; Mammalia; Chiroptera; Vespertilionidae. The record is from RefSeq and is a predicted model, not a curated record.